Messenger RNA from Poecile atricapillus (Black-capped chickadee), 4094 nucleotides. RefSeq names its product ubiquitin protein ligase E3B (gene UBE3B). The record is from RefSeq and is a predicted model, not a curated record. Bases 181 to 2862 code for a protein of 893 amino acids. Gene Ontology annotation, biological process: ubiquitin-dependent protein catabolic process; protein polyubiquitination. The transcript is spliced from 25 exons. Lineage: Eukaryota; Metazoa; Chordata; Aves; Passeriformes; Paridae. Gene Ontology annotation, molecular function: ubiquitin protein ligase activity; protein binding.
GGUUCCGGGGCCGCUCGGCCCGGCCCGCCCGGCCCGGUGUCCGCCGGCACGAGGGAGCUGCCCGGAGCCUCUGGACGGGGAUCAUGUGCGUGUGUAAAUGAGCAUCACACGCUUCCCUUGAAGAAGUGACCCCUCAGGUGUUUGCUGCGAGGAUCCUUUGCUCCCUGAGAGGUUCCAGCCAUGUUCAGUGCCAGCCAGUCCUCCAGGGCCCAGUUCCUGGACAAGGCCCGGCAGGCGCGGGAGGAGCGGCGGGAGCUGAAGGAGAGGGAAAGAGCUGCAGUGCAGCUCCAGGCUCUGGUCAGGAGGUUUCUGUGUCGCUGCCGCCUGCAGAGGGAGAUCAGGAGAGAGGUGGAGGAAUUCUUUGGGACAAAUGAAUGUGGCUCAAGUAAAAGAAGUGCCCUGUCUGUGUUCAGGAUUGCCAGGAAGCUGCUGUUUGUGUUCAAUCCCAAGGAGGACAAGGAGAGGUUUGAAAAGCUGUGCCGUUGCAUCCUGAACAGCAUGGAUGUGGAGAACGAGCCCAAGGUGUGGUAUGUGUCACUGGCACUCUCCAAGGACCUGACACUCCUCUGGAUCAAACAGAUCAAAGACAUCCUGUGGUUUUGCUGUGAAUUCCUCAAGCAGCUCAAGCCUGACAUCCUGCAGGACUCCAAACUGGUGAACUUGCACCUCACAAUGCUGGUCACCUUCACAGACACUUCCACCUGGAAAAUCCUCCGGGGAAAAGGUGAGACCCUGAGACCUGCCAUGAACCACAUCUGUGCCAACAUCAUGGGCCACCUGAACCAGAAGGGCUUCUACUCCGUGCUGCAGAUUUUGCUAACUAAUGGCUUGGCAAGAUCCAGACCUUCCCUGUCCAAAGGUUCCUUAACUGCCAUCUUCUCCCUUGCCUUGCGCCCUGUGGUUGCUGCACAGUUCUCAGACAAUCUCCUGAGGUCCUUCCUGAUCCAUGUCAUGUCUGUGCCUGCUAUAAUGACUCACCUUGCUACUCUCACCCCUGAGCGCCUGGCAGUGAUCGAAUCCCACGAUCUCUUCCGGAAGUUCAUCCUGUUCCUGAGCCGGGAAUCCCAGUGCCGGGAUGUCUGCGUGUGCCUGGAGGGCAGUCACACUCUCUGCUUGCUGGGCAAUCUGGUGUUCCUGGGCUCCCUGAAUGACCAGGUGCUGGAGGAGGAGACAGCUCAUUUUGUGGGGGUGCUCAUCCACAUGCUCUCCUACUGCCAGAAGUACGUGUCCCAGAAGAAAUCCAACCUCACCCACUGGCACCCUGUGCUGGGCUGGUUCUCGCAGACUGUGGAUUAUGGGCUGAACGAGUCCAUGCCCCUGCUGACCAGGCAGCUGCAGCACCUCUGGGGAGUCCACAUGAUCCGAAUCCUCUUCAAUGAUGUGCUCAGCAAGAAACUGCUGGAAAAUCAGGAGAUAGCUCAGCUGCCAGCACAGCCAAUCUCCCCUCAGAACAGCCUUCCUAUGAAAAAUCUGUUCAAGAGAGCUUUCCAGAAGUCGGCCUCAGUCCGGAACAUCCUGAAGCCGGUGGGAGGGAAGCGCGUGGACUCGGCCGAGGUGCAGAAGGUUUGCAGCAUCUGUGUCCUGUACCAAACCACCCUGACCACCCUCACCCAGAUCCGCCUGCAGAUCCUCACAGGUCUCACUUACCUGGAUGAUCUGCUGCCCAAAUUAUGGGCUUUCAUCUGUGAGCUGGGACCACAGGGGGGGUUAAAACUCUUUCUGGAGUGUUUGAACAACGACACAGAGGAAUCCAAGAGGCUGCUGGCCAUGUUGAUGCUCUUCUGUGACUGCUCCCGUCACCUCAUCACGAUUCUGGAUGACAUCGAGGUCUACGAAGAGCAGAUUUCAUUCAAACUGGAAGAGCUGGUGACCAUCUCCUCUUUCCUGAAUUCCUUCGUGUUUAAGAUGAUCUGGGAUGGAAUUGUAGAGAAUGCCCGAGGGGAGACCCUGGAGCUGUUUCAUUCUGUCCAUGGCUGGCUCAUGGUGCUGUACGAGCGGGAUUGUCGCCGGCGCUUCGCUCCUGAGGAUCACUGGCUGCGCAAGGACCUCAAACCCAGCGUGCUUUUCCAGGAGCUGGACAAGGACAAGAAACGAGCCCAGCUGCUCCUGCAGUACAUCCCACAUGUCAUUCCUCACAAGAACAGGGUGCUGCUUUUCCGGAACAUGGUGACAAAGGAGAAGGAGAAGCUGGGGCUGGUGGAGACGAGCUCGGCGUCCCCUCACGUCACCCACAUCACCAUCCGCCGCUCCCGCAUGCUCGAGGAUGGAUACGAACAGCUCCGGCAGCUCUCCCAGAACGCCAUGAAGGGAGUGAUCAGGGUGAAGUUUGUGAACGACCUGGGGGUCGAUGAGGCUGGCAUUGAUCAAGAUGGAGUCUUCAAAGAGUUCCUGGAAGAGAUCAUUAAAAAAGUGUUUGACCCUGCACUGAACCUGUUCAAGACCACCAGUGGUGAUGAGAGGCUGUACCCAUCCCCAACAUCUUACAUCCAUGAGAACUACCUGCAGCUCUUCGAGUUUGUGGGGAAGAUGCUUGGGAAGGCUGUGUAUGAGGGAAUAGUUGUGGAUGUACCGUUUGCUUCCUUCUUUUUGAGUCAGCUCCUUGGGCACCACCACAGUGUCUUCUACAGCUCCGUGGAUGAACUGCCCUCCUUGGACUCAGAGUUCUAUAAAAAUCUCACUUCAAUUAAGCGUUAUGAUGGUGAUAUCAGUGACCUGGGCUUGACACUGUCCUAUGAUGAAGAUGUGAUGGGUCAGCUGGUUUGCCAUGAACUUGUUCCUGGAGGGAAGACCAUUCCCGUUACCAAUGAAAAUAACACUUCUGAGGUCAAAGGCACCCAGUCAGGGAGAUUCUGCAGGAUUUAAUGAUGGUGAUGGAUACAGACAGAUGGAUUCAAAGCAAUUCAGGCACACAGUCGUGAACACAGAGGGCACAGAUGCUCAAAGACACCUUGGAGCAGACAGAUCUCCUCAGAAUGAUAACAUGUGGCAGUUGUAUAAAGCACCGUGUUCGGAGCAGACAGUGCUGAAUUCAAAUGUACUCGACAGUCGUUCUUUAGAGCCAGGAAAUCAGAGGAGACACCGAGCCCCGGGGCUGUUUUCACAGAUAACCGGCUUUUAGAUCGUUAUCAGAAAUGUCAACUCCGGAGCCUGCAAACCAACCCCACCUUUUUGUUCCUUUUUUUUUUUUUUUUUUUUUCCCCAUCCCUAUCCCCUUCAGUGCUCAUAAAAGCAGAAUGAAAUAUCUGUUAAGCAAAUGUGUGUUUGAACUGGUGAUCUGGGGGUUGUUAUCUUUUUCCUGACAAAUGGAAGCUGGAUCCCACCUGGAUCUGUGCUCUGCAGUCUGAUGUUUCCAGGCUUUUCCCUUCUCCAGCUCUGACCAGGGAGUUUGCAUUUGAAAGGAUCUUCCUCUGGCCUGUCAAGAGUCAGCUCAGGGAAAAACUUGAAAGUCCUGGAUGCUGCUCUAGUAAUUUACAGGAGAAAUUUGAUGUUUUUGCACCCAAAUUGGGAGUUGGAAGGGAGCAGAAGUGUUGGGGAUGGCAGCAAUCUGGAAACAGCUCUGCCUGGGAAUGCUUGGGUGACCUUGCCAAAAACCCAGGCAGCGGAAUUGUGGUGGGGUCUGUGUGGGAGCUGCUGAAGACAAAUCAGCAAGUUCAGGUGUUUUGCCUGGAGGUGAGAAGAGGAAGACAGACAAAAAGUUCACCUUUCCCACAUCCUGCAGGAAGGUGGGAAUUUGCUUAUUGGUUUUGGUGUAAUGUUUCUCCAGCCAUGGGACAACAGAGCCCAGUGAGCUGUUGGUCAGACCUAGAGGAGUCUGCUUGGAGAGCUGAGCUCUUAAAAGGUGUUGGAGCUGUGUCCAGCCAAGGCUGAUCAAGGGCUUAUUAAAGCCAAUUAGUCCCUGAGCUGGGCAGGAGCUCUGAGAAAUGAGCAGAGUCCCAGAGGCAGGAAAGGGUCAAAAUCUGGACAGAAAAACAUCAUCUGCUUCAAUAAAAAGCAGGGCCUGGAGGGGGAAGUAUAACCCUGUGCAGGCUGUCCCAGUCCUUGUGGGGCUGGAGAGACAGGUCGGGGACAGUUCAGUGGUGGGUGGUGGGUACCCC